This is a messenger RNA of Cordyceps fumosorosea ARSEF 2679, 1533 nucleotides long. RefSeq names its product Methyltransferase type 11. The record is from RefSeq and is a predicted model, not a curated record. NCBI's taxonomy places the organism in Eukaryota, Fungi, Ascomycota, Sordariomycetes, Hypocreales, Cordycipitaceae. The transcript has 2 exons. Bases 1 to 1533 code for a protein of 510 amino acids. Gene Ontology annotation, molecular function: S-adenosylmethionine-dependent methyltransferase activity.
AUGAGCGCCAGUGCCAAGAUCCCUUCUGACGUCGAAGCUCUGUAUGACCAGGUCUCCGCCGGGUUCCGGGACGCCUGGGGCGAUUGUGAUCCUGCCAUGGUCGACAUUCUCGAGAGUAUAAGAGAGUCUCACGCGUCAGGAUCUUCCGUUCUGGACAUUGGUUGCGGUCCUGGCGGGCCGGCAUCGCGACUCAUAAAGGCCGGGUACCAUGUGACGGGCAUUGAUCUGUCGCAGAAGAUGAUUGACAUUUGCCAGGCGACGUUGCCCGGAAAAUUUAUGAAGACCGACAUGAGGAAAUUCGAGCCAAAAGUCCGCUUCGACAUUAUAGUUUGCAGCUUUAGUCUUUUUCACGUCUCCCAUGCGGCUACCUACUCGAUGCUAGUCAAGAUGGCCUCGUGGCUGCGACCUAGCGGGACUGUCGUCAUAGCAAGCAUUGCGGCGGAAGAUUAUAGCCGAUGCAGUCCCAAGCUGCCCGAAAUACAACAAAAGCAGUACGUUGAAAACAUUCUCACGAAUUUCAUGGGGCAUGAAGUCCCUGCUACGCUCCUCACCACCAAGGAAUGGCUACGCAUUCUGCAGGAAGCAAGCUUCCAGAUCCAGUCUGUCGACCGCCACUCACGCCAGGUCGACAAGUACAGCUACGACGAGAAGCAUAUAUUCAUCACAGCAAAUAGAACGCACGAGGAGCCUCUUUUUGGGCCCUAUCCCCUACCCACAGUCAAGAGGCGCCCGCACCUGCUGAGCAACGGCGCAUUGGAGCCGUUUGUCAAGCGUCUCACGCGCCGUGAGCUCGAGGCGGCCCUAGAAGCCGUCAAAGAUAAUGAAAAGGUUCUCAGCAUUGGGAGCGGCAAUGGUGAACUUCCAGUGUGGAUUGCAAAGCGAGCCGGCACAGCCUACGCCCUUAAACCCAACUGCGACCGAAGCGACGUUGAAGCAGAGAAAUGGUCUGAGUCGCAGGUUGAAAUAUCUCAAGGAGCGGCGGAGCAUCUCCCUUUCAAGGACAACAAGUUUGACGCUGCAGUGGCUGUGUGGCAGCUGCACUACGUACAGGACCUCGAGUUGUCACUUCGAGAGAUGACGCGAGUAGUCGACGCCACCGCCCCAAACGCGCGCAUCGUCAUCGUGCAAGGUGCACCAGACAACGAAGUCGCCAAGCUCACCAACAAGGCCUGCGCAGAGAUUGUGGAGGAGGGCAUGGCCAAGGGCGAGUCGGCCGCUGACCACCACGGCCUACUGCUCGCGACAGCCGCGCGGGUUUUUACGCAGCGCGGGUUUGGGGAUAUUGAGGUCUGCCACGUUCAGAUGGCUUGCAACUUUCCGGAAGAAGACGUGGAAACUCGCUGCCAAGUCGCCGCAGAGGUGCUGACAAACUUCUGGUACAAGGAGCACGAGAGGGUCGAGGAUAUCAAGGCGGCAUUUGUGCCAGUUUUGAAGGAGCAUUUUGCAAGCAGUCCGUGGGAGGUGGGAGCUCAAGCGGUGAUGAUGGUUGCGAAGCCGAAGGCUGUGGCAGGGGAAUUUGCGGCGGGUAUAUAG